Messenger RNA from Salvelinus namaycush (lake trout), 1305 nucleotides. It is a transcript of the gene got1l1, whose product is annotated as glutamic-oxaloacetic transaminase 1 like 1. Gene Ontology annotation, molecular function: L-aspartate:2-oxoglutarate transaminase activity; pyridoxal phosphate binding. NCBI's taxonomy places the organism in Eukaryota, Metazoa, Chordata, Actinopteri, Salmoniformes, Salmonidae. The transcript has 8 exons. The record is from RefSeq and is a predicted model, not a curated record. The coding region runs from base 1 to 1305 and encodes 434 amino acids. Gene Ontology annotation, cellular component: cytosol. Gene Ontology annotation, biological process: L-aspartate biosynthetic process.
AUGAGACAAACAUGUAAUAGUGAUGGUGGAGUGGGUUCCACUGAAAAUGUUAAAGCCCGGGGAAUAACUAUUUUCUCCAUAUUCGUCGACACUCCAACUGCCGCACCGAAUCCUGAAACCAAGCUAUUGGCUGACUUCAAGAAAGACACUCAUCUCAGCAAAGUGUACUUGGCGGGAAGAGAGUAUCUCAACGAGGAAGGUCAGACCUCUGUGAGCCCGCUCAUUGGGAAAAUAAUGCAACAGAUCUGCACAGACCCCACUCUCUGUCCAGAGUAUCCAUCAUCCGUUGGCCUUCCAGAAUUCACCAGGAGAGCAACAGAAUUGGUUUUGGGCAGGGACUGCCAUGCCAUCGUGGAGAACAGGGUGUUGGGUGUGCAGACUGUGGGCUGUACUGGGGCUGUUCGUCUGGGGGCUGAGCUCUUGAAGCACUGGUACAAUGUGAGAGGUGUCUGGUGUGGGCCAGUCUAUCUCUCCUCCCCCUGUGAUGAUUCCUUGGCUGGUAUCUUUGAGGCAGCAGGGAUCCAGGAUGUCCGUCGGUAUCGGUAUUGGGAUACAGAGCAGAGGGGUGUGUGUGUGCAAAAAAUGAUGGAGGAUCUGGAGAUGGCUCCAGAGCAGAGUGUCAUUGUUCUGUCUGCUUCUGCUCACUGCCCUACUGGUUCAGAUCUCUCCCAGAAGCACUGGAGACUCCUCACACAGCUUAUGGUGAGGUGUAGGUUUUUCCCUUUCUUCCUGCUGCCUGCACAGGGCCUAUGCCAUGGGGAUUUUGAACAAGAUGCCUGGCCAGUGCGUCUGUGUGCCUCUCUGGGGAUGGAGCUUCUGUGUGCCCAGUCCUUCUCCCACAGCUUUGGGCUUUACGGCGAGCGCGUUGGACACCUCUUAUGUGUCCUAAAGCAGAGCUCCACACUGCUAGCUGUUCAGUCCCAGGCCGAGAAGCAGGUCAGGGCUUUGUGGUCCCGGCCAUCUGUUGGAGGAGCUCGUGUGGUUGCCACGGUGCUCAGUAACCCUGCCCACCAUGUGGAGUGGCAGGAAGGAGUGAAGAGUAUGGUGGAGAGGGGCAUACUGGUCAGAGAGAGGUUAAGAGAGAAGCUAAGGCUUCUUGGAUGUCCUGGCAGCUGGGAUCACCUGAUCCAGCAAGGUGGACUGUACUGUUGCACUGGGCUGAAUGUCCAACAAGUGGAAUUCCUGGAAAAGAGAAGACAUAUCUACCUGCAUCCCAAUGGCUGUCUGAAUGUGAGUGCUAUCAAUAGCCGUAACCUAGACUAUGUAGCUGAGUCCAUCCACCUAGCAUUGACCUCUGUCUUCUGA